Messenger RNA from Talaromyces proteolyticus, 612 nucleotides. RefSeq lists its product as uncharacterized. The transcript has a single exon. Gene Ontology annotation, biological process: carbohydrate metabolic process. NCBI's taxonomy places the organism in Eukaryota, Fungi, Ascomycota, Eurotiomycetes, Eurotiales, Trichocomaceae. The annotation marks the transcript as partial. The record is from RefSeq and is a predicted model, not a curated record.
CUGGCAGACAUAAAUUGCUAUCAACCUAACGGUGUAUGCGAGUUUUCAACAGCAGGGCGCCCUGGCACAUCUUCCAGUACAGCAGGUAUUCUGUAUUAUUCGGAGAUAAGCUCACGCAACAACAGUCUAGAUGUCAGUAGGUACCACAACUCCACGUCUACUGUCAAAUACAACGUGUACGAGGGCCAUCAGUGGACUUCUUAUGAUGACGAGGAGUCAUGGCAUGACAAGAUGGGCUUUCUCUCGUCACGCUGCCUCAACGGUUUGAUGAUUUGGUCUCUUGACGAAGGCACCGGCGAGUCAGACGCGCUCAAUGCGCUCAUGGGCGACAUAUCAAGUCUCGAGAUGCAAAACGGCGGGCGGUUAACCGAAGCUCAACAGAAAAAGAUCGCGCACGAGUUUGGGGCUUACACAGGACAGGAUUGCUUUGUUACUACAAAGUGCACUGAUGGAAGUAAAGACCAGCUAGGGACCGACCAGGUCUGUCCAAGUGGGUAUCAGUCCGUAGCAACAGCACAUAACCCUGUCCACGCACCUGGGCAGCCUACACCAGAUGAGUGUUCAGAGGGCUCAUUCCACCACAUUUGUUGUCCAAGAGAUGCAAUGCCCAAA